AUGGACGAGGUACCCGACGAACUCGUCGCACUCAUCUCCUGCUUUCCGCCGCCAAACGAUAUCGCAUCACUUUGUCUCGUCAAUAAACGUCUCGCCAAGCUCUGCUGCCCCUCUUUGUACCGCGAAAUCGUCUUCGAUGGCUCCAAUGCGCUGCAGAUGAAAGCUUGUAUUACGACGCUUGCGCAGCGUCCUCUCUGUGCGGAACUCGUGCGAAAGCUCGACGUGAUUCAUCUCGAUACGACGACCCUCAAGCGCCUCGACCCCGGGCCAUUUCCCGACGAGAACCUCCCUCUCCUCAUCUCCGCUGCAAUGCAAAAUCUUGUGCAGUUGGAGACACUUUCGUUCACCUCCUCACCCACGUUUUUUGCGCUUGCCUUGAACCACCAAUUUCCCCAUCUCCGCUGCUGCACGCUGCCAUACAUCGGCUUCUAUACCGUCGACUUUCUCAAAUUCCACGAAUCCACACUACAGGUCCUCGCCAUCUCAAACAGCGAGCGGACACAACUCAUGUUAACCCAAGACGAUGCACCUCAACUUGCGCCUCUCGAAUUCCCGUGCCUUACGCGCUUCGCUGGCCCGUCAACACUCGCCGAACGCUGGCUGUUAAACUCGCCCAUCGAGCAUUCGGUCUUUGAUUGCCGCGUUGCGCCGGAUGCUCCCAGCAAGGUUUUGUCUGUCCUCGCCGAUGCUUCCAAUCUCGUUUCUUGCACUCUGUUUGUUGAAAUGUGGGACACCGAAACGCUUGCGGCCGUCGCCACGCAUGCGCCGGCCAUCCAACUGCUAACGAUUUUUGCAUUCGGAGUCAAUCAUAGUCGGGAGGCAUCUGAAGCUUUCCUGCCGUCCGUCGACAAGUACAUCGCGCAGCUUCCGCACCUUACGACACUGCGCAUGCCCCGACCCCGGCCGCCGGACUGGGAGACGAAAUCCAUUGAAGAGUUGACACCCAUUGUCCUCGCGGAGCUCGCACAUGUCCGGCGCUGGGCAGGAUGCUGCCCGACGCUCGCAUGUGUGCUGUUGCAGGAGUGCUGGAGCUGGUUCCACAACGACGUAUGGCUUGCAUCGGACAAGGACGCGGUCCCCGCCAACGACGUCAACAGGGUGGCGGUCGCUGGCAAGCUCGAUCUGCUGACAGAGGAGGAGACUUUAGCCGCUCUUGAUGCGUCUCGCAAGCGCGCGAAUGGGAUCAGCGCACUUAUGACGCUCAUUGCGCCGUUGGCAAACAAAGUUUUGAUCUCCCUUUGA
This is a messenger RNA of Mycena indigotica, 1242 nucleotides long. RefSeq lists its product as uncharacterized. Lineage: Eukaryota; Fungi; Basidiomycota; Agaricomycetes; Agaricales; Mycenaceae. The record is from RefSeq and is a predicted model, not a curated record. The coding region runs from base 1 to 1242 and encodes 413 amino acids. The transcript has 3 exons.